GCCAUGUCCAUCACGGUCGUCAGUUCUGCCGCACAGCUCGACUCGCUCACCUCGGACGCGUCGCGCGUGUCCAUCAUCGACUUCCACGCCGUAUGGUGUGGUCCGUGCAAGGCGAUCGCGCCCGUCUAUCAGCGCCUGGCGUCCCAGUUUCCGGCGGUCCAGUUCCUCAAGGUCGACGUCGACCAGGUGCCGGCCGUCGCUCAGCGCUUCUCGGUCAGCGCCAUGCCGACCUUUGUGGUGCUCAAGGGCUCGAACAAGGUGGAUGAGAUGAAGGGCGCCAACCCGGCCGGGCUCAUGCAGCUCGUCAAGAAGCACGCGCCGACUAGCGCAUCGGCGUCGUCGAGUGGACCGCAGGCGCCGCAGGAGAAGGGCCUCGAGGGCUUCACCUCGCUCAACUCGCAGGUCGACCAGAGCCAGGUGCACUGCUUGAACGAGUCGGCGGAGCACACGCUCAAGGGCUUGCUGCGCGGCGGCGGCGACAAGUGGCUCGAGUCGGACGCCGACGAGCAGCUCCUGCUCCAGAUCCCGCUGCAACAGGCGAUCAAGCUCCGCGCCCUCCGCUUCACGACCCUCCCCUCUCACCUCGCCCACGCCCCCAAGACGGUCCGCCUCUUUGUCAACGCGCCGUCGACCGACUUUGACACGUCGGCCGAGCCGGCGCAGGAGGUCGUCCUCGACGAGGAGCAGGCCAAGGGCAACAAGUCGGUCGAGCUGCGCUUUGUGCGCUUCCAGAGCGUCACCCACCUGAGUGUCUUUGUCGUCGACAACCAGGGCGGCGAGGACGUGUCGCGCAUCGACAAGCUCGAGCUCGUCGGGCUCGAGGUGGCCGGAACCCGCAUGAGCGACUUGCAGAAGCCCGAGGAGGAGUGAUUCGGCGCGCAAUACAGCGUAGCACGACAA
Molecule: messenger RNA, 900 nt
Organism: Rhodotorula graminis WP1
Lineage: Eukaryota; Fungi; Basidiomycota; Microbotryomycetes; Sporidiobolales; Sporidiobolaceae
Exons: 6
Coding region: 4-870 (288 amino acids)
Source: RefSeq, a predicted model, not a curated record